Messenger RNA from Ctenopharyngodon idella (grass carp), 3024 nucleotides. RefSeq names its product HEPACAM family member 2 (gene hepacam2). The record is from RefSeq and is a predicted model, not a curated record. Lineage: Eukaryota; Metazoa; Chordata; Actinopteri; Cypriniformes; Xenocyprididae. The transcript has 9 exons. Bases 1119 to 2480 code for a protein of 453 amino acids.
AUGAGCCAGAUCUUUUAAUAAAUUGUUUGAAAAGACUCACAAACGUUCCGGUUUUAAUUGGUCAUUCACUGAACUGUCAAAUUGGGCUUCGUAAGAUUUCAAUUUAAUUUUUCAAUUUUUUUUUUUUAUAUAAAGAAGUCUCAUGCUCACCAAGGCUGCAUUUUUUUAAUUAAAAAAUACAGUAAAAACUAAUAUUGUGAAAUAUUAUGAUCAUUAAAAAGAACUGUUUUCCAUUUUAAUAUGUUUUAAGUUAUAAUUCAUUCCUGUGAUCAAAGCUGAAUUUUCAGCAUCAUUACUCCAGUCUUCAGUGUCACUUGAUCCUUCAGAAAUCCUUCUAAUAUCAGAAGAAAAUUUCUGAAGAAAUUUCUCAUUAUUAUCAAUGUUGAAAACAGAUAAUUUUGUGGAAACCCUGACUCGGGAUUCUUUGAUGAAUAGAAAUUGAAUCAUUAAUAGAGCAAGUCUUAUUUAGAAAAUAACAAAAAAAGAAUGAAUGUAAAUUAGUUUAAAGGAUAGAUUUGACAUGGAAGGGGAGAUCUCUGAAAUUAAUUUGUCCUUUACUGCUCAAAAGUAUUCAAUGAUACGUUAGUCUUAAUUUGAGGUUUAUGAACAUGAUUUAUUAGCCUUUUUCUUCGGUAGCUCUUCCACAUGUGACGAGAAGUGCUGUUUUAAUCGUUGCUGUGGACUUAAAUUACACUUUUAGGUCACUUCUGGCUAUUUAUCUCUGAGUUUGUGUGUGAUGGUUCUUGAAAACAUUGUGUCUUGAGUCAUGCUUGGUUUCAGACGAAACUUUGCAUGUCCCUGCACUGAAUGUCCCUGUGUCUGUUUCGUACUUGAAUGUCAGUCUGAGCUGGUUUCUGUGUGUACCGCAACUGUUCAAGAGAAGUCCCCUUCUGUGAUCCGACACUGUGUUUAAGCUGUGUAUAUCUGCAGUGAAUGUGUAUCGGUGAGACUGUCUCUGGCCCUCAGGGUGACAGCAGUGUUUUGGAAGCUCAGCCAGGUGUAUGUAUGUCCAAAUGGCACGUAGGCGGGGCUUUGACUAGGUGCUCUCAUUUCCCUGGCAAAUACUGUCACCAGUUCCCUUUUCUUGUCACACAGCUUCUGGAGAUAAUAUAGCAGAAAUGGAAUGUGUCAGAGUCACCAUGGUUCUGCUGAUAUGCUUCUUAUUUCUCAUCGUUGCUGGAACAGACUCUGAAUACAUUUCACUGCGGUCCACACAGCAUGGGAAAAUUGGCGACUCUAUGCUGCUCAGAGUAGAGACUCAUUUUGAUGUUCAGGAUGUAACGUUCCAGGGGACCUGGUGUAAAACUAAGCCUAUUUACACUCAUUUGGUCACUUUCACCGAGACCAGAGACAUCCCAAAUCUGCGCCUAAAGAACAAUCCAAUGCUUAUUUUGCCUAAUGGUUCACUAUAUUUUGAGCAUCUGGAAGAGGACACACAGGGGGAAUACGAGCUGCAGCUCAACAUCAUCUUCCCAGGAAGCUCCGAUAUAGUGAAUGUCACUAAAACAGUGACAAUCACAGUCAGCGUGCCUGUGUCCAUCCCCAUAAUUAGUAAGACCCCUGACUCAGAAAUCGUGGAAGACAGGGACAAUGUGACGCUGACUUGCUCUGUUGAACAUGGGACAAAUGUUCAGUUCAAAUGGCUAAAGAACAACAUGUUGAUUGGUCCAAGUGACCGGCAUACAUUCUCACAAGAUAAUAGAACGCUUUUUAUAAACCCUGUCAAGAAAGAAGACAUCGGUCAAUACAUUUGUGAGGCCCAAAACUACAUUAGCAAAAUCCAAAGCAAACAGGCUGAUCUCAGUGUGUUCUACGGGCCUUAUAACCUGGCAGUAAAUUCUGACCAAGGUCUGAAAAUUGGAGGCGUGUUCACAGUGAACCCAGGUGACCUGGUCUUUUUUGAGUGUAUUGCGGACUCGAACCCUCCCAACACCUGCGUCUGGAUCUCUACAACAAAGAACGGCACAGAGGUUCUCAAGACUGGACCACGGUUUGAAGUGAAGCCUUAUGAGUUACCCCAGGGUAAAGAGUUCUUGUGUAGAGCAUUCAACAGUGUGACGAAGAAGCAUGACGAGACCAAGUUCACACUGGUGGUGGCCAGUCUCGGCACAGGAAAAGCAAAAUACAUCCAGGAAGGGAGUGUGCUGUCUCCAUUGACUUUUAUUACAGUCUUCUCAGCCAUCAUCAUAGUGUGUAUGAUGUUUGUGCUCCUAAGGAAGAGCUGCCAUCCAAAAAGAAUGAUAAAGACUAUCUACAGGCGGCCUAUGACAGAGCAGAGAGGACUGCACCGCUCCGGUCAUGAAGAUGCAGCUGAAGACUUUGGCAUCUAUGAAUUUGUCUCUGUACCUGGGAAAAUGGAUUCAACACAGGCAUCCUGCAGGUCUUUGGCACGGCUCGAUUCAGUCAGAGAUUUGCAUACCACCAUCUAUGAUGUCAUCAGACAUGUGCCUGAAACUCCAACACUGAGUCUAUUGAAAUGAGAGAGGUGGAGAGUAACGUGUGUUCAGAUGUAAAGAUGAAAAGCAUUUUACUAUUUUUUUCCUUGCCAUUUUUUUUUUCUCAGUCACACAUUUAAACACUUCUUUUGCUUUACAGUUAAUCAUUUUUAUACUUCCUUUUUAUACUUCCAAAAGUCUGAAAAUCAUACAUUUAUAAACUUGUGCUGGGCACUGAAGUUUUUGUUGUCUUAAAAAAUAUAUAUAAGAAAGAGAACUAUGAGAUUUUAUUCUGUAGCGACAUGCUUAAUGAAAAACUAAGAGUAUUUAUAUAUAAAUACAGUCGCUAUCUAACGUUGUUGUUUUUUGAAUGUAAAUAUGAUGUAUGCAUUUUGUACGUUUGAAACUAUUUUUUUGCACACUGCAGUGUAUUCUGUGAUAUUGCUCAUUACAUUUAAAGAUGCCACAUUUCAUGUUUUCGAAUGUAAAACAGACAUCUUCUGUAUGAUUUGUUCUCUAUGUGUUGCACCUGUUCACAUUUUAAACACAGAUGGAUGCUUUGUAAUUUGAAAAUAAAAGUUUUUAGAAA